This is a messenger RNA of Drosophila ananassae, 577 nucleotides long. RefSeq lists its product as uncharacterized. The transcript is spliced from 2 exons. Lineage: Eukaryota; Metazoa; Arthropoda; Insecta; Diptera; Drosophilidae. The coding region runs from base 143 to 307 and encodes 54 amino acids. The record is from RefSeq and is a predicted model, not a curated record.
AGUUUUAGGCAUUAAUAAUCCGUUUAGAAUCAUUUCUAUAUAUUCGAUAACUCAAUCGAUAAAUCUGUAACCGAAAUGGAGCUGCCAACGCCUUCAAAUUGAACACAGUCGACAGCCCUGGAGCUAUCGGUCCUAUAAACCUAUGGGCAGUAGCAUUGUGGUGCAAUUGGCUCGAAAGUACGGCGCAGUGAUAUUCUUUCCCACUGUUGCAGUCGGCUCGAUUUACGCAGAUUGGUCGCACACCCGCGAGUGGAAACGCCAGCAGCAACAGUUGAAGCUCAGUGCUCACCUGAAGGAACAAAGCUAGACGAGAUCGGGAUCAUGGUUCUGGGUCUGGACAAACGAUACUUGUGGAGCGCCCUGCCGCUGUUGGGAUUCGCCAUUGGACACUUCCUGGACAAGAAGGAAACGGAACGGAUGACCAUGUUCCGUGACAAAAGUGCUCUGUACGGUCGACCAGGAGGCAGCGAUAAGGAACCGUCUUGGUAAUCCUUCCGGCUAUCAUCUCCUGCAGUCUUAGCGUAAUCCCAUGUUUUUUUUCGCUGUUAAACAAUAAACCGUAAAAUGGCCUGGUGAA